This is a messenger RNA of Williopsis jadinii, 2015 nucleotides long. Its product is annotated as S1 family peptidase. Bases 324 to 1868 code for a protein of 514 amino acids. Gene Ontology annotation, biological process: regulation of fatty acid beta-oxidation; protein processing. The transcript has a single exon. Gene Ontology annotation, molecular function: serine-type endopeptidase activity. Lineage: Eukaryota; Fungi; Ascomycota; Saccharomycetes; Phaffomycetales; Wickerhamomycetaceae. The record is from RefSeq and is a predicted model, not a curated record. Gene Ontology annotation, cellular component: peroxisome.
GUUUCUUCGGUUUUCUUGAUUUCUGCAGCGGUUUUUGUGGAGAUUUGUAAGGUCGCUUUUCUGAUGAUCGAUUAUAAGGGCGGUUUAAAGGCCUGUGGAUUCUUCCGUGAGCGCAUUUAGAUCUUCACAUACUGGAUAAACAUCGAGGACUUUCAAGCAGACACCUCUGUCGAUCGUUGUCUUUCUGCCUAUAACUUGCGCCCCCUGCUAGACAUUUUGCUUUCUUAUCAUAUCGUUUGUACAAUUUGGACGGUGGCCUCUUCCAAUCUUGCGUAUUUGUUUUAGCGCUAGGUGCAUUUCAAAGAGCGUUUGCUGAUUGAUCUAUGUCGUUGUGGUAUUAUACGCCGGUUGCGAUCCACUUGGUGUGCAACAAGGUGAAGUCUGCGUGCAGUGGUGUGCUCCUAUUCAAUGGCCAGUCCAGCGAGCACUAUGUGCUUACGAUAUGCGACGUGACGUUCCCCGAGAGGCAGUCGUAUAAGCUCACAGCUCCGCUCUUGAUAGACAGUUCAUCUGUUAGUUGGGUGCCUUUGGAGCUUGUCGAUGUGCGUUACUUCCAGGAGGAUAACGAUGGGACACAGGAACAGAGCUUUUACUCGUUGUUGAAAGGAUUCGAAAAGAACAAUACCUUCAAGUUGAAACCGUCCCCGAGCGAGCGGCUAUCAGUUCUUCAUCUGAAAGUGCCAGAGCGGCUACGGGAGGAUAUCUCUGUCAAACAGUUGUUUGACGUUAACCUGUUGAAGCCGUUUGCAUUCAAACAGUCAUCGCUUGUCCCCAUCCCAACAAAGAUCACAAUAGAUUGUUGUCCAUUUAGCUUGACGAACACAGCCUUGUUCAUUAACCACAAGCUCUUCGGGAGCGUCAACUACAAGACCAAAACCGGUCAACUGUACUUCAGUGAUGUCAAGUACCUUGAUGAUACAAUUGGAUCAGCAGUGACCAUGGAUUCCACUUCAUCGUGCCUGGGGUUAGUUGCAGGUGCUUUGUCCAAGACGAACGGAGAUGGUGAAAUUCUAGUUAUCGCAUCUUGGGAUACCAUUUUUGGAUUGCUUAGAUAUCGGAGCUUUAACUUCUCAUCACCGAAAGUGGAACAAGCAUUAACCACACAGGAAGCAAUGUCCAAGGGCUGGUAUGAUCCACUGGCAUCUGUGGUUCGUAUAUCCGUGAACUCAUCAGAUGGUUGCUUUUGGGGAAGCGGUGUGAUCAUUAGCAAUGACCUAAUUGUUACAAAUAAACACGUUGUUGAGGAGCAUUCAACGAUUAACGAUCUUACAAUUUCCGCACCUUACAGCUCUAAGGUGCUGUUGAAACUAUCUGACGUUAAAAUCGUUUCCUGUCCACUUGUUGGAUUUGACCUCUGCUUCCUUCAACUUCAAAAGCCACUGGCUACAAUGAGACCGGCAAAGUUAUGUGACAGUUAUGCUUCAGAGAUGCUGUCCUUACAAGUCGGCAUGCCGGUGAUGUCGAUUGGGUACGGGUUACUUUUCAACGAUGACACAAGCGAUUUGAAGCCAUUUGUGAAUGAAGGGCAUAUCAACAAGAUAAUCACUAGACACUUGGAGGACCUUGCUCACUUGGAAAUGACUAUGAUGAUUGUGUCUGCAGCUUGUUGGAAUGGAUCGUCCGGUGGUGGAUUGUUCAACACCAAAGGUGAGCUAGUAGGUAUCAUGACUUCUAACGGUAAGUUAUCAAAUGGAGAAGUGAUGGCAAACUUUACAUUGUCAAUACCUAUAAACAUCGUUAGCAAAUGUGUCAAGAUGUUAAGAUCAGGCUCCAAGCCUGUUGAACUUCAAACCACAAUUCCUACUCUCUGGUCAUUGCAAAACACCCAUGAUAACAUAGACAUAUCGCCACUCGCAUGGAAAUUGUAACCUGUCAAAUGUGAAUGUGAUAGACUCUUCUAUAAAAACACUUAAUAGACAUUAAAAAGAAUCAGAGGAGACAGUGCUUCUUCACGUCUUCCUCUGCCAAAAUCAUGGGGUUAUUAUUUGGUGUAAGGGUUAUUAGGUGUCUGGGUG